CUCUGAAAAGUUCAGCAUGGCACAUGGUAGGUGAGCUUUUCCAUGACAGCAGAACAGGAGUGAUUUCAUUUGCCAAACACACAUCACGCCCAUUAAAUAUUGUCGCCAUACGCCAGAGAACAUAAUCUAUCAUGGGCACCAUCAUACUUAAUCACCAUCACUUCUUUCUCUCUCCUCUCCCUGUGUCUUGGUCUCUCUGUCCGUCUCUCCCUCCCUCUCUUCCCCCUGUCCCUGAGUCCCUCCAUCUCUCUCUCUGAGGCAGACACUCAAACACACACAGAGCAGGGGCUACUGAGCUGUUACGGUUCUGACUGGAUUUUAGCUCCCUUGACCAAAAGAUUCCAGUCAUGGUGCAUAUUUUUCCUUUUCUGCAGGAAUUGCUAUGGAGGUAGCAGCUAUGGCGGAUUCUACAGUCAAGAUUCAAAAUGCUGAAACCGAUGUAGAAUUGCUGUCACCGGUUGUGGUUGGACACAGUCCUCUUUGAUAGUGACACGGUGAUGCAUAUGGAGUAAAGAAACUGUCUUCAAGUUGAGAGGGGCUACUUGAGGAAUUGAGGAAAUGCAGUAGUUGAGGCCUUGAAGUAGAACUGACCUUUCCUUGAAGAAGUGAUAGUGACCUGGGAACUCUAAGAAGGAUUUAAGCAAUGUAUGGGUUCUCCAGAGGAAACUCCUUUUGCUCUUGCACACUCUAGGCAUUUGACGCGGUAUGGAAGUGAAGGCUGGAUCACCAGCAAAGAAGGAAACAGGAGUACCGUCAUAGAGAUCAUCAAUACUGGUUCUUGGUGACAGCUUGCUUGGCACCAUAUAUGGAUGGGCAGUCAGAGAAAACCAUGCGGACUCUGCCAGAUACACUCUCAUCUCUCAAGGAGUUCAACAAGUACCUCACACCUAGUUGGGUUGAAUCAGUGUCUCACAUCAUCAAGGAGUUGACACCAACCAAGCCACAGAAAGUAAUGGAAGAUAAGGCCCAAGAGAUAUCUGAGUGCGAUGACACAGAACCAGACACUAAAAUUGCAAAGAUUCAAGAUGAAAUGGUUUCACUGAGUGCUCAACUAAAGGAGAUAACGCUGCAGAAAAGAGAGUCAUUAAAUAACUAUUUGGAUCUGAAAGGAAGCAUAAGAGUAUUCUGCCGUAUAAGGCCUUUCAACCAUGAACAAAGUUACAGUUCCAGAACCAUGUUCACCCUAGAUGAGAGUAACAUUUUCUUAAGAGUUUCUGAAACCAAGAGAAAACAAUACAAGUUCGAUAAGGUUUUCGACCCAUCCUCAACACAAGGUGAUGUAUUUUCUGAAGUCGAGCCACUGAUAAAAUCUGCUAUAGAUGGCUACAACGUUUGCAUAUUUGCUUACGGUCAGACGGGUAGCGGAAAAACUUACACAAUGGAAGGCAAGCCUACAGAUUUGGGUGUCAUACCACGUGGGAUUCAAGUACUGCUCGAUCGAGCUUCAGAGAGCAACAACAGAUUUCUGUUCACUUUCAGUAUGCUCGAGAUAUACAUGGGGAACCUAAGAGAUUUGCUAGUUCCAGGGAGCAAGACCAAUGGGUUUAAGAAUGUCCCAAGCCUUGCUAUUAAAACGGAUCCAGAUGGUGGCAUUGAGAUUGAAAACCUAGUGGCAGUUACUGUGAAUAAUUUUCAAGAAGUGAAAAGAUUAUAUGGCGUGGGGACCCGGCUUAGAUCAACAGCUUCGACUAUGGCUAAUUCUACAUCAAGCAGAUCUCACUGUUUGAUUCGCAUUUCAAUGACUUCCUUCGACGCACCUGAGAGAAAAAAAGCAAGAAACAAAUUAUGGAUGAUUGAUCUAGGUGGAAGUGAAAGACUUGUAAAGACAAAAGCAACUGGAAAAAGGCUCAAGGAAGGAAAAGCUAUAAAUUUGUCAUUGUCAGCCCUAGGGGAUGUGAUUGAUGCAUUACAGACAAAAAAAACUCAUGUACCUUACAGGAAUAGUAAGCUUACACAAGUUCUAAGAGAUUCUCUAGGAUGCGAGUCCAAGACAUUGAUGCUUGUCCAUAUUAGACCAAAUGAAAAUGAUUUGUGUGAGACAGUUUGCACCUUGGGUUUUGCAACAAGAGUAAGAAGUAUCCGUCUAGAAAGUGAAGAAUCGCCGGAUGUAAAAGCAAGGAAGGAACAGUUCUUGAUGGAGUUAGGACAGAAGGUCAAUGAUUUGGAACAAGAAUGUGAUAAUAUUAAAAGAAAAGUUAAGAAGCUUGAGGAUACAAUGGAGCAGUUGAAAGGGCCCCAGCUAGCGGUUAGCACAAAUUUCGUCAUUUCGCCUCCAUCCACUGAAGAGCUGAAGAUUAACAUGUCAAAGAAUGUAAGAAGUCUGAAGAAUCAUAGAGAAGUUUCGUCUGGGUUACCAAGGUUCAUGAGGCCAACUGCUGCUAGCCAGCAUAGGAUAGGCCUAAAUAACAACGUUCCCAGCAUUAACAGACUGAAACCACCAGUGCCCCCAAAGAGAAGGCCUUCCUCCGUUUAUGCUGAAUCUAUAAGGCUUCCAGUAAAUGCAGACACUUGGCAGUCAGAGUGUAGUUCUGAAUGCAGUAUCUCCAUGACAAGUGACAUUAACUGGACACCGAGCAUACAAGAUGGGACUGAAUAUAGCCAAGAUGCAUCAGAGUACGAGAUCAAACAGGUUAUUUUCUCUGAACAUGAGAAACCAUCACAGGGUCAGGUGAUUUCCUUCAAAGAAUGGCAACUAGCAGAAUCGGAGAAUAUGCAGAACAAAACUGAAGAAAGGGGCAUUAUAGACAUUGAUAACUGGAUCCACCAACAAAUACUUGAAAGCACUGUCACGUGUCAAAGUAAAAUGGGUUUAAAUGUCCCCAAAGUAACUGGAGAUGAAACUUCCAAUAUUCGUUCACCAAUUAAGAUUGAAGGGGCUAAAGGUUGUAACAAGGCACUCGAUGAAGAAAACGACCUAGCCCUUCACCCCCCACCACUCAGUGCAAAGGAUAUAAAGCAAGCAAAUGCAGAUAAUCAUUUCUCCGGAGCAGAAUUACGCAGCCCUCCAUCAAGAGAACGUUGCAGCAACAAUGAAACGAACAAACAUACGAAUGAAAGUUUUGCAUAUCAUGGGAGGUCCAGGAGAUCUCUUCAAGAAAAACUGGAUGAUUGCAUGCUAAGGCAGCCAGACAAGGAAGCUGAUCUAAGUGCAUGUGCUGAAAUCAGGUCCCAGGAAGAAGAAGAACACAUAGGAAAGCUAACAAAGUUCUUUCAAGCACUUCAAAUAGCUUGGGUCGGUGUUGGUCUAGGAUUAGGCACUGCCAGCCUUGGUUUAGAGGACGACUUCUUUCAUAGCUUGAUGCUCUGAAGUAACUAUAAUCCUGUCAUUUCUAAGAUGUAGUACUCAGUUUUGAGAGUAAACUACGUCAGGAGAUGUAUUGCUGGGUUGACAAAGUGGCAGGGAAUUGCUAUCUCAAUCUGCGUUGCUGCCACACUUGGUUGAUUCUUGUAGGACCAAAAUGGAAGUUGCAAAAAAGUGCAGCAGUGAACAAACUAUGAUAAUGAGACA
This is a messenger RNA of Lolium rigidum, 3508 nucleotides long. Its product is annotated as kinesin-like protein KIN-14B. Gene Ontology annotation, molecular function: ATP binding; microtubule motor activity; microtubule binding. The record is from RefSeq and is a predicted model, not a curated record. The transcript has 14 exons. Bases 806 to 3307 code for a protein of 833 amino acids. Gene Ontology annotation, biological process: microtubule-based movement. NCBI's taxonomy places the organism in Eukaryota, Viridiplantae, Streptophyta, Magnoliopsida, Poales, Poaceae.